AUGACGGAGUGCCGCUGCUGGCACGACCUCGCGGCUACUCAGUCAGUCGCCACGACGCGCUGGCACAUUGGUACCACGCUGCUUGCUGCAGUGCAGGCAGCCGACACGGUUUUAUCACAGAGCUCGGUGAACGACGCCUUCGACCGCCAGCGUGUGAAGACAACGCCGCGGCGCGCUGGGACACUUUCUCGAAAGGAGAGAGGUAGCAGGCUGAUCCAGGCAGCUAAGCAGGGAGCAGUGGGGGAGAUGCAGGCACUGCUCGCAAAAGGGGCAGACGUGGGGGCUAGGGGCUCGGAGGGGAUGGCUGCUCUGCACUGGGCAGCAGUGGAGGGACGCGUCGAGGCGGUGAGAUGUCUGCUGGAGGGUGGAGCAGAAGUGGACGCCAGGAGCAACGAUCAGAACACGCCUCUGCACACAGCCACAAGUGCGCCGGCCACCCCCGGCACCCGCCGCCAGCCCCACAGCGACCGCGGCCGGACUCCUGCCGCAGCUGCUCCACCCACAGCUGCCCGCCACACCCCUCCACCUGAUGAGGCCGCAGUCUCUCGCUUGCGGACACUUUCUCGAAAGGAGAGAGGUAGCAGGCUGAUCCAGGCAGCUAAGCAGGGAGCAGUGGGGGAGAUGCAGGCACUGCUCGCAACAGGGGCAGACGUGGGGGCUAGGGACUCGGAGGGGAUGGCUGCUCUGCACUGGGCAGCAGUGGAGGGACGCGUCGAGGCGGUGAGAUGUCUGCUGGAGGGUGGAGCAGAAGUGGACGCCAGGAGCAACGAUCAGAACACGCCUCUGCACACAGCCACAAGGUAUGGCCACGCAGCUGUGGUUCGGCUGUUGGUGGCGGCCUCAGCAGACCUCAACGCCAGGAAUGAGGAUGGGCAGACGCCGCUACACAGGGCCGCUGCCUAUGGGCACCCAGAGGUUGUGGCUGUGCUGCUGGAGGCAGGAGCUGACAAAGGAGCGAGGGAUGACAGUGGGGCCACCCCACGUCAUAUCGCCAGGCAGAAAAACAAUCAGCAGUUGGUAGAGAUGCUGACGCGAAACGUCCUGUAG
Schistocerca piceifrons (Central American locust) is the source of this 1047-nucleotide messenger RNA. Its product is annotated as protein VAPYRIN-like. The record is from RefSeq and is a predicted model, not a curated record. The transcript has 5 exons. NCBI's taxonomy places the organism in Eukaryota, Metazoa, Arthropoda, Insecta, Orthoptera, Acrididae. Bases 1 to 1047 code for a protein of 348 amino acids. Gene Ontology annotation, molecular function: protein binding.